CGAUCCGUAAAGACUACUCCAAAAUUUAGUCCGUUCGGCUCAGUUACCGGGCGGCCGCACAUAGGAUACCAACUUUUAUUUAAAACUCCACAUAUCUUAACUUUUCUUUUCCAUGUUUCGUAGUAGUUAAUGUAAUCUGUUGUCUACGAUGAAGUGGGGAGCAGCUGAUUUGGGGGUGACAUGGACAUUUUUCUCUCUGUUGUUCAACUUUUCUGUCACCAACGGACAAAAUCCGCCAAACUACAACCUUUUCCAAGGAGCUGCGUACCAGGGCUCAAGACACCGACAGUCACAGAGGAAUAGGAACUGGUGUGCGUAUGUGGUCCAUAAGAACGUGAGCUGUACCGUCCAGGGGAAUGUGGAGAGCUUUGUGGAGCCUGAGGUGGCACCGUGCCCAAAACAUGACCCGGACUGUGAGCAACAAGUGAUGUAUCGGACGCGGUUCCGGCCAGCCUAUAAGAUCGCCUAUAAGACGGUGACAGACCUGGAGUGGAGGUGUUGCCCUAGUUACCAGGGACCAGACUGCUCUGAGCUGAAGGCUGCUCCUAACAGACAGACGGUACCAGCAGGGUCACAGCCUUACCAGAACCAGUACCCUAACAGACAGACGGUACCAGCAGGGUCACAACCUCACCAGAACCAGUACCCUAACAGACAGACAGUGCCAGCAGGGUCACAGCCACACCAGACCCAAAACUCUGGGGCAGCACCACACUACCCCCAGACCAGAUCCAUCCCUGAACAGACCAGACACACACAGAGGCCAGAGAGGAGGGAGACGGGGGUGUAUGAGGGGAGGCAUGGGGGUGGAGGAGCAGACAGAGACAGGGUGCGUCUCCUGGAGGGGGAGGUGCAGCGCCUCUCCCAAACAGUGGGGGCGCUGCAGGCUGCGGUGACUGGGCUGAGCUCCACUCUGAGGACUGACCUGCAGGAGGACACCUCCAAGAUGCUGGUCACCCUGCUCAACAACCUCCGCCCUCUGACCCCCGACAGUGCCCACGUCCCCGACAUAGAGCAGGCCGCAGUACCGCCGGACAACCACCAGGGGUCAGUGAUCGACGGGCACCAGGCCACCAGGGGGCCUGUCCUGGACAGGGGGCUGGAGAAGGUCCUGGCCAGGUUGGAUGAUGUCAACACCUCUCUGAAGAGUAAAGAGGAGGCUCUGGAGGAGCUGAGAGGAACCGUGACCUCACACAGCGGUCAUAUCCGCCUGCUGCUGGAUGCCUCUCAGACACAGCAAGGCCCUGACCCUAACCCUGUGGGGGAUGGAGCCCCCGCUGACCUGGAGGAGCUACUAGAGAAAUACAUGGACAGGCAGCUGGGCUCCCUGAGGAAGAACAUGGAGGACAGCAUGGAGAGAAUGAUGGAGGAGAGGAUGGGGAAGGAGGUGGAGAAGCUGCAGAGCUCCUGUGAUGGAAGGAUCCAGUCGAUGGAGAGGAGGUGUGAGGAGGAGCGGGAGAGAGGACUGCUCAGUCUGACUGAAAUGGUGGACAAGGAGGAGCAGCUAAAGGAGGAGAUCAGGGAGUUGAGACUGGACAUCACCGCCUCUGACCAGCCCGGACGGACACUCAGACAGACUGACCCCAAACCUAAUGUUAGACAGACUGAUCCCAAACCUAGCCUUAGACAAACUGUCCCUGCAAGACAGACCGACCUGGCUAGACAGGAUAACCAGCCACCAGGUAUCCUACCAGCUGUCCAGCGUGGUGACCUAUCUGACCUGUGGAGGGAGCUGGAGCGUGUUGCGGAGGCCCAUCGCAUCCUGAAUGCCCGAAUGGACAACGAAAUGCAGUACCUGUCCCCUCCACAGGGGGAGCUAGAGGGAAAGGGGUUAGCGCUAGAGGGGGAGGGGUUAGGACUAGAGGGAGAGGUGGGGUCUCGGCUGGAUGAGUUGGAGGCGCGUCUGAAUGUGACAGAGCAGAACGCGGAGGUCCACUGUUUCUACGUGGAGGAGAAGCUGACCCGGGCACUAGCCGAGCAGGGGGCGGAGCUACGACAGCUGCUGGAGGAACGAGUAAACGCACUGGAGGACCAGUUUACCACCAUGCUGGUCGAGAUGAACAACGGGUCAUAUCCUGUUGAAGAAGGAGGGAGCGUGGACCCUCAGGCUGAGCUGAACAACAACAAGGUUCUUCUGCAGGGUCUGGAUGACAAGGUGACCGCUGUGGCUGAGCUCUGUGCUACCAGCUGUGGUGGAGGACCUAAUACUGGGGGCUUUACCAACACCAACCCUGGAGCGUCCUCCCACCCUGUAGUUCUGGACAGUGUGGUGAAGGACCUGAAGCUCUGUCGUAACGACCUGGAUAUCCUCCACACGGAUGUGACGGCCAACUCUGACAAACUGAGCGAGCUGGAGGAGAUUAUAGACAGGCAAAUGGCGGGGCAGCAGCGGAGCAUUAAGACGGUGGAAGACCUCCAGAGGGGGAUGGUGAUCCUGCAGGACAACAUGGGGGGUCUGGGGGUGGCAGUUACGGGGCUGGGGGACUCUCUGAGCAAGUACACCCAGGACCUCAACAGCAUUAACACCACCUACAACACCUGCUGCCAGGUUGGGGCUGGAGCAAGGGCCGGGUCAGGGGGAGGGUUAGCCAGGAUCCAGAGUGUGUCUGAGGGUGUAAUGGUCCCCAGAGAAGAGGGGGAGGGCAGCAGCAGCAGCCAGGUGGAGGAGCUGAGAACCAAACUGGACAGCCUCACUAACCAGGUGCAUACAGAGCUCCAGCGUUGCUCUGGUGUGUCUGGGGUGGAGGGUCGUGUCCAGCGUCUGGAAAAGGUGUGUGUUCAGCUGGACGGGGUGUCGGCCGGCGUGCAGGGGGUGAAGGAGGGGUUGGAGAAGCACGUUGCUGGGCUUUGGCACCACGUCAGCCGGGUCAACACCAUGCUGGACAGACAGGCUACUGACAUCACCACACUACAGACCUCCCUAAAGACACUACAGACCAGGAGCACUGACACCACCGCCAGGGAGACAGAUGAACCAGUGAGACCUGGUUCUGUACCAGACCAGACCAGACCCAGGGUUAACCAGAUCUACAUCCCCCACAGGACCCCCCUGACUCGCCCCUCCAGACCCCCAGGCAACCCUACAACCCCAGACAGCCAGCCAGUCCACGCCAGCCUACCAACCCUCUACAGCCCAACACCCACCGCCAACCUAAACAACCAACUCUGUACCUGGUGCCACAUCAGCCCAACCAUCCUAACCAGCCAGGCCAGCCCACUGUCAUUCUCGUACCCCAUCCUAACCAACCAGGCAAUCAUAACCAACCCAUCUUAA
Molecule: messenger RNA, 3274 nt
Organism: Coregonus clupeaformis (lake whitefish)
Lineage: Eukaryota; Metazoa; Chordata; Actinopteri; Salmoniformes; Salmonidae
Gene: emilin2a
Product: elastin microfibril interfacer 2a
Exons: 7
Coding region: 149-3274 (1041 amino acids)
Molecular function (GO): protein binding
Source: RefSeq, a predicted model, not a curated record